Cygnus atratus (black swan) is the source of this 8397-nucleotide messenger RNA. RefSeq names its product activity dependent neuroprotector homeobox (gene ADNP). Gene Ontology annotation, cellular component: nucleus. The transcript has 7 exons. The record is from RefSeq and is a predicted model, not a curated record. Lineage: Eukaryota; Metazoa; Chordata; Aves; Anseriformes; Anatidae. The coding region runs from base 3686 to 7069 and encodes 1127 amino acids. Gene Ontology annotation, biological process: regulation of gene expression. Gene Ontology annotation, molecular function: DNA binding.
AUUUACAGUCUUUACCCAAUCAUUUUUUGGUAAAUGCUUUACCCAGCGUUUGUGCAUAGCAUGUGUGAAGUGGUAAGGCAAAGGAAAAACAAUUAGCAUCAGCCUACUUCACAGGCUAUUUUUACAUUUUAAAUACUUAGAUGCUAGCCAGUUGGCGAGGUCCUGUCAGUAUCUGAUACAUCGUCUAUCUGAGAAAACAUGUAUUGGCAGGAUUUUAGAUGAGCUUGUAAAAGUGUUUGUAUGCUCUCUUUUGUUUUGUUGGUUUGUUCUGCCACUUAAACCAGCAUGCAAGCAAUGCAUUUUACUAGUUAGGACACACUAAGGGGUGCAGUUUCACUCGUGGUAUAAAUACAUCUUGACUAUACUGCCUCUACAAGGAGUGGUACAAGCCCCACUUCCUGCCACCUUACUUGUACCAGUCCUAGCACUUCUGCUUGGGAGUGCGGAGGAACUGCUCUGGCUGUAAAAGACUGCAUUUCAGUUGAAUCAGUUCUCUGCUCUGGCUGCUGCACAAGUCCUGUUGCUGACACAGUGGUGGUGUCAAGAAAACACGAUAGAGAGAAGAUAAGACUACCAGUGGUGGUGUAAGGAAAACAGGAUAGAAGAUAAGACUGCCAUUUGCACUUGCAGUCUAAUUUCUGUUUGCAGUUUCACAAUCGGUGUAAUCUGAUCAUAAAUUGUAUCUAUAUUGAUUACAUGCUUAGUUCCUGCACAGUUUAGAGAUUUCUAUUCAAAUGUGGGGUUUUUUUGAGUUUUGGAUUGAAAGAUUAUGCUUGGUUUUAUUUAAUUUGUAACUGCAAAUUCCCCAAAUCAUUUUUGUUCAGGGAUUGUUCAUGUUUAGUUACAAUCCAGAUGAGGAUCAUGUUUGGAAAUCGUAAAGCAUAUUCAUGCAGCCUUUUUUUUCCCUGAUCACUGAAGUGUGGAUAUCAUGGUGUAAGCAAAUAAUAUCCUUUGUGCUUCAGUGACCUCUAGUCUUGAUUUCAAAUUUCUGUAAGAUGGGCAGGCUUUAGUACAGUUCAAAUAGAAAUAUUUAAGAAAUAGCCCUAAACAAGCAAGACUGUUGUAUUGAGCAUGUACAUUACAUAUUGAUUUCACUGCACAAAUGUGGUUUCACAUAAAUGUUUAUCUUUGGAGAUCAUGAACAGUCACAAAAGAUAUUCAAGAUAGCAGUAGGGGGGAAGCUUACUUCUUGGUGCUACUGCCUCUAAUUUAAACUUUCCUAUGCACUGAAGUAUGGCAUGCCCUAAAGAAUAACGGAUACAAUUUAAAACUGAUUUUCAGAAUGCAGUAGGAACUGGCAGAAUUGCUGGUGUUUUUGUGUGUUCAAAAGAUCAUUAGAAAAUAUUUAAAUUUAGCUAACAAUGUGCUUUUUAUUUUUUAACGUCAGCCUAUGUCAUCAAAAUAAGAAAACCCAACAAAUUCCUGGCAGAGUGCAAGGUAGCAGAUUAGAAUGAAGAAUUAGAAUGAAUUAGCAUGAAGAAAUAAGGAGUUACUGUUCCUAGAGCAGUGGGAAUUUGGCCAUCUUGUAUUUUACAUUGGGGCAUAGAAAUCACACAGUGUACAAAAUUUAUACUACUAAGCAAAGGUUGAUAAGGAAAUAGUUAAUUUCCUUUUAGCUAUGCAGUUAGUGUACACACCCACCAGAUGGAGCUUCUGGCACCAGUGGAAAAUUCCAGAAAUCAAGCAAGAAUGAGAAGUGUGUGAAUGACUUAGAAGAUCCCUGUCUGCUGGGCUGCAGAAGAUAUUUUUUUAACCUUUUAAAAAAAUGAAUGGAAAGUAAGAUCAGCCUUCCUGAGCCUUCUCACUAGAACUGUCUUCCAUAGAAGUUCUUCCUCUGUGAUGGGAAGUUGGAGUUGUUAGCAUCGGAGUCACCAAGUUGAAGAUAGACAAUAAGCUCCAAAAAAAAAAAAGAGAGAAACAGUUUCAUAAACCCUUGCUGAAGUUCACAUAGAAUCACAGAAACAGCACGUUAAGGUUAUUAGCCAAAGAAUUUCCUCCAAAGGAAUGUGAGUGUGGCUGCUUUUUCUAUUUUUUUUGUUGUUGUUUGUUUGUUUUAGUACUACAUUUUAGAAAACCUACUGAUGUCCAGAGAAGUGGUAUGAACAGUCCUUUUUCUUUGGCACACUGAUUUAAUCUCUGAAGUGAUUUCAAAAUCUUUUUAAAGUCUUUAAUUGGCAAAGGAACUUUUAAGAAAUAGACUAUUUGACUGUGAAGGACAGCCAGGGGGUUUCAUGCACAGAGGUCUGCAGAAGUUUUACAAUACAUAGGCCAGGUACCAAAAUACACUUGCUAAUUCCCUUCAGUUCCAAUUACCGUAGUUUCAAAACACCAUGCCAGAUUUUUACAGAAGAUUUGAUUGGGUUUUCUGUUUACUUUACAUCUUUCUAAUAUGCCUAGUCCUGUUUUAGAUACAGACACAAGUUAAAGGGCUUGGGGGCUUGUGCUAGCCUAACGGUCUAACAUGGCACUGUGCACACACAACUGUCUAGUUGGAGUUGAGGUGUUAGACAAAAGUUAGCUGGCAGCCAUGGUGUUACAUGGGCAGUAGCUGGUGUUGCAGAUGGUGGAGCUGAUAAUGCUGUGGAGGUGCUCUGUGUUUAAAAUGUUGCCAGGAGAGUAGAGCACGUGCUGUUACAAAACAGCCUCUGUUUUAGGAUUAUAGCAGACUUGAAAAAUGAGCUCUUAGUUGUCUGGCAUUUAAGAUGUGCUGUUAAACUGUAAAUCUCAUUACCUUCACAGGAGAUGUGGGUGCACAGCCCCUCUGAAAACUAGGCCAGAAAUGCUUAAAUAAGGAGAAGAGUGCAAACAGAAGAAAGUGGAAAUGCUUAUUGUAAGCCAGAGAUAGCUGUGUCAGGAGUAGACUCUUUAUUCAGUCAGUGCAUGGAGGAGAGGUAUUUAGCUGUAACUCUUACCUUCUCGUGGAAAUUUUUGUUAGUUUGUAGUUCUCCCAACUUCUCUCUUCUCCCUGGUGUUUCUGCUCCUGGUAUUUUUGGUUUGCUCACUCUUCCCUGUGAUACCUUUCUGCUUCCUGACUAUCACUUUUCCUUGCUCAACUGUCCUGGGACUUUCAGGUCCUGGAGCUCCAACCUUCUUGCCAAAGAUACAGGCCAUCGUUGUCCUAAUGUGAAUACAGAAUAUUAUACACCACACUACUACGUAGCAUCAUUGAACCUGCGUACAUGAGGAGGCUGCGUUUCCAUUGCUGCAGGAACCAUAGCAGGAUAUGAUGCUUCUUCUAUGUCCGGGCUUUGGCCUCACACAGUAGGUGUAAUAUAAUCGCUGAGGUGGGCGUUCUGCAAGGAGAAUUAUUUUUGGAGGCUUUUGCAUGAAACUUGUCCAAUGAGUCUGAGACGCCCAAGCACCAUUAAUUUUGGAGGAAAAAGAUGGAGUAUUGCAUGCUGGGAACAAGUGCUUUCCAUAAGGUACAGCAGCAGCUCAUGAUGCCCCGUAAAGCUUUUCUUUCCCAGAAAGAAAAGCAGGCUCGUGCCAGGGAAAGGGAUAUGUUAAAAAGAGGAGGAGGCGACAAGACUAUCUCAAAAGAAGCGUGGAGCCGCAGAAAAAUGCAGAAACAAUAAAAUGGCACAGGGAUGAUGAGAAGAGGAGAGAAAAUGAGCAAGUUAAGGACAAAGAUAUCAAGAAGCGGUGGAGACAGGAUGAGAGAGAACGACGAAAGAAUGUGGACGCUAUGAAUUGGCGCAGGGAAGAUGAGAAGAGGGAAAAUGAGCGAGAAACUAUGUUCCAACUUCCUGUCAACAACCUUGGCAGUUUAAGAAAGGCCCGGAAAACUGUGAAAAAAAUACUUAGUGACAUUGGUUUGGAAUACUGUAAAGAACAUAUAGAAGAUUUUAAGCAGUUUGAACCUAAUGACUUUUAUUUGAAAAACACUACAUGGGAAGAUGUAGGAUUGUGGGACCCAUCGCUUACAAAAAAUCAGGACUAUCGGACAAAGCCCUUUUGCUGCAGUGCAUGUCCAUUUUCCUCGAAGUUCUUUUCAGCAUACAAAAGCCACUUCCGGAAUGUUCAUAGUGAAGACUUUGAAAAUCGGAUUCUCCUUAAUUGUCCUUACUGUACUUUCAAUGCGGACAAAAAGACUUUGGAAACGCACAUUAAAAUAUUUCAUGCUCCAAAUGCCAAUACACCGAGUGGAGGCAUCAGCACUUUUAAAGAUAAAAGCAAACAUGAUAGCCUUAAACCUAAGCAGGCUGACAGUGUAGAACAAGCUGUUUAUUACUGUAAGAAGUGCACUUACCGAGAUCCUCUGUAUGAAAUAGUUAGAAAGCACAUUUACAGGGAACAUUUUCAGCACGUAGCUGCUCCUUACGUAGCAAAGGGAGGUGAAAAGUCGCUCAAUGGUGCAGUUCCAUUAAGUUCCAGUACCCGGGAGGAGGGUAGUAUUCACUGCAAACGAUGCCUUUUUAUGCCGAAAUCAUACGAAGCUUUAGUACAGCAUGUUAUCGAAGACCACGAACGUAUAGGAUAUCAGGUAACUGCAAUGAUAGGUCACACUAACGUAGUGGUUCCAAGGUCAAAACCUUUAAUGCUAAUAGCUCCAAAACCACAGGAUAAAAAGCCUAUGGGACUCCCUCAGAGGAUGGGUCCCCUUUCCCCUGGAAGUGUUCGAUCUCUUUCAUCCCAACAGAUGAUGAACAGACUCACUAUACCAAAGCCUACGUUAAAUUCUGCAGGAGUGAAUAUGAUGUCAAAUGUUCACCUACAGCAAAACAAUUACGGAGUCAAAUCAGUACCGCCAAGUUACGUUGGUCAGCCAGGGGGGAGGCUAAACUUAAGUGGUAAUGCACCAGUUUCUCUUUCACAGCAGUCUCAAACAAUGAAACAGUUUUCAAGUGGCAAUGGAAGGCCUUACACUCUUGGAGGGGAACAGAGAUCACAGGCCUCAGCAAGAUACUCUCUUCAGUCUGCCAAUUCAUCCUCUCUUUCAUCAGCUCAGUUGAAACAAACAUCAUUAUCUCAGUCACAGGCAGCUUCAAGAGUAUUAGGUCAGUCUGGCUCAAAAUCUCCUGUAGCUGCUACAGGUCCUUCUGCUGUCAAUACAUCAUCCACACAAAAGUGGAAAAUCUGUACAAUCUGUAAUGAGCUGUUUCCUGAAAACGUGUAUAGUGUCCACUUUGAAAAGGAGCACAAGGCUGAAAAGGUGCCUGCAGUAGCUAACUAUAUAAUGAAAAUACACAAUUUCACUAGCAAAUGUCUAUACUGUAAUCGCUAUUUACCCACUGAUACGUUGCUUAAUCAUAUGCUAAUACAUGGUCUGUCUUGUCCGUAUUGCCGGUCGACCUUCAAUGAUGUUGAAAAGAUGGCUGCUCAUAUGCGAAUGGUUCAUGUUGAUGAAGAAAUGGGACCUAAGACUGAUUCUACUCUGACAUUUGAUUUGACACUGCAGCAGGGCAGUCACACAAACAUACAUCUACUUGUAACCACCUACAACUUGAGAGAUGCUCCUGCUGAAUCUGUAGCUUACCAUGCUCAGAAUACUCCCCCUGUUCCUCCCAAACCACAGCCGAAAAUCCAAGAGAAGUCUGACGUACCUGUAAAAAGUUCCCCACAAGCAGCAGUUCCCUACAAAAAAGACGUAGGGAAAACUCUCUGUCCUCUGUGCUUUUCAAUCCUAAAAGGACCCAUCUCUGAUGCACUUGCACAUCAUUUACGAGAGAGGCAUCAAGUUAUUCAGACAGUUCAUCCAGUUGAGAAAAAGCUAACCUACAAAUGCAUUCAUUGCCUUGGUGUAUAUACCAGUAACAUGACUGCCUCAACUAUAACGCUGCACCUUGUUCACUGCAGAGGUGUUGGGAAGACUCAGAAUGGCCAGGACAAAGGUACUUCGUCAUCUCGGCUAAGCCAGUCUCCAGCUGUAGCACCUGUAAAACGUACUUACGAACACAUGGAAUUCUCCCUAAUGAAGAGAAGGAAAAUGGAUGAUGACGACUCCCCCUCUGCCUUUGAGGAGAAGCCUGAAGAACCUGUAGUUCUAGCAUUGGACCCCAAGGGUCAUGAAGAUGAUUCCUACGAAGCCAGGAAAACAUUUCUCACAAAGUAUUUUAAUAAGCAACCAUAUCCCACUAGGAGAGAGAUUGAAAAGCUGGCUGCCAGUUUGUGGCUCUGGAAGUCUGAUAUCGCGUCUCACUUUAGCAACAAAAGGAAGAAAUGUGUUAGAGAUUGUGAAAAAUAUAAACCUGGUGUGUUGCUUGGUUUCAACAUGAAAGAACUAAACAAAGUUAAACAUGAAAUGGAUUUUGAUGCUGAAUGGCUGUUUGAAAAUCACGAUGAAAAGAAUUCCAGAGUCAAUGUUAGUAAGACUGUUGACAAAAAAAUAAACAUAGAAAAAGACAAUGAAAGUUCCUCAGACAGCUAUGAGAAUAUAGAAGAGGAAUACAAUGAAAGCGGUAGUCCGUUUGGUCCACAUAUUUCUGACAUUGGUGGGAAAGCCUCUUCUGAUAGCACAGUGGAGAACCCAGAUGACAGCAUAUCCAAGGAAAUCAUUGAAGAAAAUACUUUACAGUCUCCAGAGAAGUCUGAUCAAAAACAAGAGGACAGCUCUAAAUACGAAGAGAUUUCUGCUGAAGAGCCAACAAAACUGGUGGGUGAUAUUUCAGAUAGCGAAGGUGAUCAGGAUGAGCAAGAUGAUGCUGUUGAAUGGAAAGAUGGAGCUUCACAGUCUGAAAGUGGGCCUGGUUCUCAGCAGGUUUCAGAUUUUGAAGAUAAUACAUCAGAAGUAAAACCAGAGGUGUGGACAGAUGAAUCCUCCCAAAGUGAAGAUGCUGGUAGCAGUAAACCAACUGUUGAGACAAAAGAGGGUGGAUCUGAAAGUGAUGAAGAACAGUCAAAGUGGAAGAAUCGUUCCUAUGGAAAAGUAGAAGAGUUUUGGUCUAAGGACCAGUCGCAAUGGAAAAACGCAUCAGAGAUUGAGGAGAGCUUGUCAAAUCAGCAGAUGGAAUGGCAGAAUAGCACAAUUGACAGUGAGGAUGGAGAUCAGUUUGACAGUGUGACUGACGGGGUAGCAGAACCGAUUCACAGCAGCUUAACUGGUGUGGAGCUGAGUAGCCAGCAAGCAUAAGCUGCUUGAUGCAGAAGUGUCAGUAAUGGCCACUCUACAACUGUCUAAACACUUUCAUUUCAGUAUGACUGCUAAGCUUAAAUUCUAACUGGUACUGCCUCUCAAGUGCUAGGUCAUGGUGAGUGGUGUUUGAGGCCGCUGUUACUCCAGUGGUUAUGUAAGGAUGUUGUUGGCUAAUCUUGCUUGAGAAUACCUGCUGGGACGAGCACGGUAACUUAAUGUGAAAACAGAUAAGCUGGUGGCUCCAGAAUGCACACAGAGAAAAGCAGAGGUUUGUUUUAUCUGCAUUUUCAACAUUUAUUUCACUCUUGUACAUGUUCAGUUGUAUGUCUUUUUAAACAUUACCCUUUUUCACAUGGUAGUGUAGGGCCAACAUACAAACUACCAGUUCAACGUGUAUAGUAGACUAUGGGGAAAUUGAUUUUUUUCAUGUAUCAUUCUGAAUAGUUGAAAUGUAUAUUUGUACAGUCUUUUAGACCUAUUCAAGUGAAGCUUAUGAAAUUGUUCUUGUGUACCCAUCAUAGAUUUGUUUCUCUUUUUUAGUGUUGCCCUGCUGUGUAAUAAAUGCUGUAUCUAGUUUACCUAGCAAAAGCUUGAAACUGCUAUAGUAUGAAUUUUGACAAACUUAGUUUUUGCACAUAACCUUGUACAAUCUCAAAAACAGAGGCCAGCAACAUAAAAUAUAUCUGGACUCUAUUGUAUUAUAGAAUUUUCUUGUUCUGAAUAUCCUUGACAUUACAACUGAUGAUAAACGUAUUUCAGAGCCAUUUUCUGAAAUCUUUUAAGCUAAAAAAGAAAAAUCACAUGCAAGAAACAAGUUUGCAGCUACUAAUUUUGACACCUUUUAGAUCUGUAUAAAAGUGUAUUGUGUUGAAGCAGCACACUGAAACAAAAGUGCUGUGUUUUGGAUAUUUAGUUUUAUCUUUAGUUAACACCAACAAGGUGUUGUAUUCAUUUAUACCAUCUAAUAUAUGACACACUGUUGUAGUAUGUAUAAUUUUGUGAUCUUUAUUUCCCUUUGUAUUCUUCAUUUAAGCAUCUAAAUAAAUUGCUGUAUUGUGCUUAAUGUAAAUAUUUGCUUUAUUACAUGCAAGUGCCACAUGCCUGUUUGGUAAAUCCCAGAGUGCUACUUUUUUUUCCCUUGUCCAAAAAGUGCUCCACAGCUCUGCAGGAGCAUGUAUGUAUAGUAUUUUCUUACUGGAUAGACUGAUCUCUUCAAGGACAUUGAAAAAUCCCACAAAACUAACUUUGUCUGAAUUUGUCUUUAGCAUUCUAGAACACUACUUUAUAAAUAAAGUUACAGUGGUUGUAAUUCUGCAUCCUUGAGA